UGAAAUUUGUGUCAGUAAUGAAGUUAUUAUUGAUAUAAUUAAACUAAGCCGCGACAAGUAUUGCGAAAAGUGUGUGAAAAAGAGGAAAAAGCCGGUACCGGGUUGUCUGUGCAGCAACAAAGCCGCGUGUAUCACAAUUAAGUUCGUUUAGUGAGUGUUUAGUGUCCUGUGCUAUGCCGAUCACAGGUGGUUUAUGGCAGUGAGAUCCAAUAUCUAUCGCAAAUUACUUCGUAAUGCAAGAUUCGAGCAUAGCGGGCACAGUUAUAAAAAUCGCAGAAAAAAGCUAACGAACACAUCCUCGGACGCCAGUCUGAUUCCGAGAAAGAAACAAAAUCAACGGACAACCUUCUCGGACCUUCCUCACUGGAGGGAAAAAAACCUCCAAAAUCACAUCGGCGCGAGCCUCCACACCGCAUCCAGACGAGGGAAAAAACGACAAAGUUGUCGCGCCUUUUUGCCACAUAUCGUCAAGUCACGCGUGUGUGUGUGAUCAGUGAUCAAUCAAGUUGUGAUAGUAUUCUUACCUAGGAUAGUGAUAGAUUUACGGCACUUAGAUAUAGAGAUUUAUAUAUUAUUAUUUAAAACGAAUUAAGUUUGAAACAAGAAUCGAUAUAAUGUAUACGCCGGUGUCGAAUAACAACGGGAACAUGCUGGCGGUUGAUACGUGUCUGGGAGCCGGGGCGAGCGUAACGCCGCGAACCCCGGAAAUUCUGAAUUCUUUGAUCGCUAUGACCAACCCUUUGGACUGCAGUCUCCAGGAGAGGCAGCAGAGGGAAGCCACUACACCCACCAAUAGUGUUCAACAGACAUGUUCGCAACUCAUCAAAGCUGGUUUAAAAUUGUCGAUACAAAGCAAGAGAAAGCAUUCCACUAGUGAGUCUGGUUCGGGUAGUAAAUGCGAAUACAACGGUACGACGGGGAGUGAAGAUGACGACGAAGAACGAAUGUCGCCAGUCCAAGGGCUGACGCCCGAGGACGAGGAGCGGCGUAGGCGGCGACGGGAGCGGAACAAAAUCGCCGCGACCAAGUGUAGGCAGAAAAAACGCGAACGGACGGUGAAUCUCGUUUCCGAGUCCGCGGUACUCGAGACCCAGAAUGUAGAUCUGAAGGCGCAGAUCAAAGAGCUCGACGCGCAGGUCAGGCAACUUGUCGACAUGUUGACCAGGCAUUCGCCGUCGUGUCUGAGGAAGCAGAAUGAUGUCACACUGACAAACUACAGUCAGUCGUACGCCUCUUUCUGUUCUUCCAAUCCUAUGUACCUGCAGAGCGCCACGCCGGUCGAUCCUUACAUUGGAGCGGACUCCAUCAACGGAUUCACCGACGAUGUUUUGAGAAAUACUGUGUUAAAGCACGAUGCUGAUGUUUACAUGACAAGUGCAAAAGACGACACAAUGCACAUUUUACCUGAUAUCAAUACUUUCGGUCAUCCGACCGAUAUAUCGGUUCCAAAAAUCGAAGACAAUAGCUUCGAUUUGAGCGGCGAAGAAGAGACCAAAUACACCGAUUUGGACAAUCAGGAAUGUUUCGGAUACCCACCUCAGCAGCAGUGCCAUCAGCUUAGGGGCGUUAUGCCCACAUAGCGAUGGUUACGAUUGCGCACACAUAAAGAAAUAUUCCAAAUUUUCGUAAUAUUAAUUCGUCGAAUUCACUCAGAAGAAUCGUUUUCGCCACUUUCCUGAACUUUUUUUGUACCUUCAUGUGAUCUGAGUUAGGAGCGCGCAUAUUGGAGAGUCAGUAUAGAGGUUUUAUACAACUUUUCCGAUUUAGAAUUUAUAUUUUUCGUUAUAUUCAUUCUCUGAUAACUAAGAGUUAUCGGAAAGAUUGGAUACUGAUAUAUAUUUUAAUGUUUUAUAUAUUAUAUUUCACAUUCUAAACAUCACUUACUAACGCUUAUACAUGUACAGAUUUAUAUUUUUAUGAACGUAGAUGUAAUGAGCACAUUGGAUUAGUGAACGCUGUAAUCCAAUGAAAAAAACUUUCC
This is a messenger RNA of Ctenocephalides felis (cat flea), 1981 nucleotides long. RefSeq names its product proto-oncogene c-Fos (gene Atf3). Gene Ontology annotation, cellular component: nucleus. Lineage: Eukaryota; Metazoa; Arthropoda; Insecta; Siphonaptera; Pulicidae. Gene Ontology annotation, biological process: regulation of transcription by RNA polymerase II. Gene Ontology annotation, molecular function: RNA polymerase II cis-regulatory region sequence-specific DNA binding; DNA-binding transcription factor activity, RNA polymerase II-specific. Bases 615 to 1580 code for a protein of 321 amino acids. The record is from RefSeq and is a predicted model, not a curated record. The transcript has 5 exons.